Molecule: messenger RNA, 2647 nt
Organism: Rhododendron vialii
Lineage: Eukaryota; Viridiplantae; Streptophyta; Magnoliopsida; Ericales; Ericaceae
Product: methylesterase 17-like
Exons: 3
Coding region: 122-931 (269 amino acids)
Biological process (GO): salicylic acid metabolic process; jasmonic acid metabolic process
Molecular function (GO): methyl salicylate esterase activity; methyl jasmonate esterase activity; methyl indole-3-acetate esterase activity
Source: RefSeq, a predicted model, not a curated record
GGGGGCAAGGAGCUAGUAACUUGAGAGAGAGAGAGAGAGAGAGAGAGAGAGAGAGAGAGAGAGAGAGAGAGAGAGAUCAGUGGAGAGAGAGUAAGGGGAAAGGAGGUGGUUGAUAGUUAAGAUGACAAAGGUGUCUCACUUUGUUCUGGUGCAUGGCAUUGGUGGGGGAAGUUGGUGCUGGUACAAGGUCAGGUGCCAACUGGAGAAUUCCGGCUACAAAGUCUCCUGCAUAGACCUCAAAGGCGCCGGAAUCAAUCAAUCCGACGCCAAAAACAUCCACACGUUCGAUGAAUACAACAAGCCGCUCAUCGACUUCAUGUCAUCCUUGCCAGACGACGAAAAGGUAAUUGUGGUAGGACACAGCGCGGGCGGAUUGAGCCUGACCGAUGCGACACACAAGUUUGGGAAGAAAAUAAGCUUGGCAAUCUACUUGGGAGCCACCAUGUUGAAAACAGGAAUGUGCAACGAGCAAGAUAUCAAAGACGGAGUGCCAAAUUUAUCAGAAUUCGGCGACGCAUACGAUUAUGGGUAUGGAUAUGGACCAGACAAACCCCCAACUAGUGCCCUACUCAAGAAAGAAUUCCAUCGUGACCUCAUCUACCAAUUGAGCCCUCCAGAGGUAUUAAUCCCUAAUACUCCCUCCAUUUGGAAAAUUAAAAAAAAUUUCCAAAUGGAGGGACACAACGGAAAUGUAAUGAGAGCCGCCCGAUGCUCGUGGAUUACUCAUGAUGCAAGUGGAAACCACAUAAUCGGUUGGUUCGGGCGCAAGAUGUGUCCGGAUCAGUGUCACUCCGUUUGUGCUAUCAUAUUUGUAUCUUUAACGCGAGAUCUGCGUGCCACAGGAUGCUACUUUGGGUGGAAUGCUUCUGAGACAAGGCCCGCACAAGGCACUUGUCUCCGCUCGAUUCAACGAAGGGCCCGACGUCGAUGAGGUGCCCCGAGUUUAUAUCAAGAUGACGCAGGACUUGGUGUUGAAGCUGGAGCAACAAGAGGCGAUGGUGGAUCGAUGGCCACCCGCGGAGGUUUAUGUCUUGGAGAGCGACCACAGCCCCUACUUCUCCGCCCCGUCUCAGCUCGUGGACUUGCUCGUCAAAGCGGCAUCUUCCGUCGCGGUUUAGAGAUCUGUGUUUGGGAAAUUAUCAGGUUCUGCAUUUUACGUUAUGUGAUUCUGCAUUUUGAUUGUUUGCCACCUGACUUUAGAAUGCACUAUAAGAAAUUGCAUUCGCAAAAAUACUUUAGAAUGCACCAUUGGGAAAUCUCAGCUUUUUGCAUUUUCAUUUUACACUUUAGACGGUCAAUGAUGUCGGAGUUAGCUUACGCAAAUCUCAACUAAUCCUCUUUUUGUUCCCGUCAAAGGCAGACUAUUUACACCCGAACUAGGCAAUUGACAUAAACUACUUUAUUGCACAAUGACCUCAAGAAUCGAACCCUAACUAGUCAACUGUGUGAAGACCAAACCUCUAUUUAGUUAGACCUUUGUUUGUACACAUAUAGUUUAGGAACGGAGUAUCAUGUACUUAAUAGGUCCGGGUUUGGAUUGCUAGCGGGUUUUACACACUACUCCCUCCAUCCCAAUUUUCGUAAUGUUUUCCCAAAUUUUUUUUGUACCGUUUGAAAGUACUCACUAAGAUCUUUUGAACGGUGAAAAAAAUUACUAAAAUUUAAUUCCAAAAGUUCUUUAUUUUUUAGGUCAAACUUGCACGGUUUCCCAUGCUUCACCAGUGAGUCUCCAUGGGAUGGGACUUGUUUAAUUACUAGGUCCGUGAAAUCUAUACUUGUUUAAUUACUAGGUCCGUGAAAUCUAUACUUUCAAGAUCAAGAUAUGAUAAAAUCUAAGUAAUGCAACAUAUAUUAUCAAGAAAUAUCGACGUCAUGAGCCUCAAAACUACAUAAAUGAAUGGCUUGAAAAUGCACAUGACUCCAUUGAUAUAGGCUAUGGACUUAGUUAAUACACGUUUGCGAAAGUAAUAUACCUGAUGAUAUGUGAUUCGAACAGGUGCCUUGACCGAUAGUUGCUGAUGAAGACAAUAGCUAGGCGAAGUAAUAUGGGUGGGAUCAUAGUCAGAUAAUCACUAUUUGAUAUCAUUUCAAUUAGAAUAGAGUCCAUCCGUUCGCUUUCUAAGAUACUAGCGGUUGAAUGCCUUUGAACGUUCUGAAUGACCGUAUAAUACUGUGUGAUUAUAGACGACUUAGGACUCAAUAUAAGUCUGUAACUAAUGAUUUUAGACGACUUCAACUUUAAGCAUGAAAAGUUGGAUUUAUUGUAUGAUUGGAAAAUACUUUUUAUGACUUGUUAAUGUGCAUGGUCGAUCAACUAAUUUAUAACUUUGACCCGUGCUUACGACGCUUUUAAAUUUAUCUUUUUUCAGGAGAAUAACAAAUUCCUGAAGAAAUCUCAUAGCUGAUUGAGAGUGGCUUUGUUUUGUUGGUAUUGUCAUAUUUAUGGAAUAUAUGCAAUGAACUUAUGUAUUUGGCUUAUCUUGAAUCCUUCUUAAUCAUCUUAUAUUGAGUUUAAGAGUGGCUUUGUUGUUGGUUUUGUCAUAUUUGUGUAUUAUGUAUUUGGCUUAUCGAUCUCUUGCUUAUUAAGCCAAACAUUGUGGGAUGUAAUCAUCUUAUUGAAUUUAUUUUGUUAAUUGGGUGACUGUAA